AUGAGGAAAACCUCCGAGGAUUGUCUCACUUUGCCUCCAGACUGGAAAGUAGAAGAUGAGGACAUCACAGAGUCUAGUCCAGGAGAAAACCCGGCUCCCUCCAAUGUCCAUCCGGCACCACCCAGUGUAGAUGGACCAUCGGAUUCCUCGUAUCCUGAGGAACCUCAGACUGUGCGGGACCGGGCCGACCUUACAACAGGGAAGAGCUUCUCCUGUACUGAGUGCGGGAAGAGGUUCCGUUCUACAUACCAUCUUAAUAGGCAUAAAAGGUCUCACACGGGAGAGAAACCUUAUUCCUGUACUGAGUGCGGAAUCCAAUCUUUACAGACAUCAAAAUCUCACACGGGGGAGAAGUCACAUUCCUGUCCUGAGUGCGGGAAGGGUUUCCAUCAUAAAUCAGAACUUCAUGUGCAUGAAAGAUCUCACACGGGGGAAAAGCCGUAUUCCUGUCCUGAGUGUGAUCAGAGAUCUCACACGGGGGAGAAGCCGUAUUCCUGUCCUGAGUGUGGGAAAAUUUUUUCAUUGAAGUCCAGUCUUUAUAGACAUCAGAGAUCUCACACGGGGGAGAAACUAUUUUUCUGUUCUGAGUGUGGAAAAUGCUUUUCAGUAAAGUCUCAUCUUUACAGACAUCAUAGAUCUCACACAGGCGAAAAGCCACAUUCCUGCCCUGAGUGCGGGAAAUGUUUUUCAGUGAAGUCCCUUCUUCACACACAUCAGAGAUCUCAUACUGGGGUGAGAAGCCGUAUUCCUGUCCUGAGUGCAGGAAAUGUUUUUCACAUAUGUCCACUCUUUACAGACAUCAGAGAUCUCACACGGGGCAGAAGCCAUAUUCCUGUCCUGAGUGUGGGAAAUGUUUUGCGUGGAAGUCCAUUCUUCAUACACAUCAGAGAUCUCACACAGGGGGAGAAGCUAUAUUCCUGUCCUGAGUGUGGGAAAUGUUUUUCAGUGAAGUCCAAUCUUUACACACAUCAGAGAUCUCACACUGGGGUGAAGCCGCCACUUUCCUGUCCUGAGUGA
Molecule: messenger RNA, 1017 nt
Organism: Staurois parvus
Lineage: Eukaryota; Metazoa; Chordata; Amphibia; Anura; Ranidae
Source: the annotation of a GenBank genome assembly